CACAGUAGAUGAAUAAACAGUUCUGGGACUUCUGCAGUUCUUUACAGGGGUGAGUCAGUCUUCAUCAUGUCUGAGUGGAAGGAGAAGUGUGAGACUGAAUGGAAUCUACAGGGAGCACCGCUACCCGACUCUGUGGACUGGAAGUCCGUCUACGAGAAGAAGCCUCUCGGCAAGAAUUUACUGCGGAACACUGCGCCUUUUGGCCUGAGUAAAGAUGACCCUCCACCUGAACCUGAGCUACCUGAUAUGCCGACACGUGGACCCCCACAGUUUCAACCUGAUGGUGACUUCAGUGGCUGGACCACAAGCACUGAGGUCCUCCCCUAUGAUAUGAGUGGCAUCCCACAGGGUGCUGUGAUCUGUGAAAUGCCUCGGUACAGCUGGUUCUCCAUGGAACAGACUGUGGACCUGAAGGCUGAGGGACUGUGGGAGGAGCUAUUGGAUGACUUUCAGCCAGAAAUAUUCAUCCAAGACUUCUAUGAGGAGAGUCAGCUCCACGACCACAUCUACGAGUUACAUGUAAAGUUACUGGGAGCGGACAAGAGCACAAUUAUUGCUGAGCACAACGUUAGUCCCGUAGAGGACCGAACCAAUUACUCACACACCUGGAAAAUGGUGUCGCUUGUGUUCUGUGGAUACGGACCUGGAGUGAGAUAUGUUCACUUCAAGCACCAGCUGAAGAAUAGUUUCAUGAACGAGUUUUUCUCUACCAAGUUCACUGACAGCGCAGUGGUUGUCAAACCAGUUAAAACCAGCUCAUAGACUCGCAUUACACACUAAUCUCUGCACACUCUGUAUACAACAUUAAAUAACACCACUCUGCUCUUUGGGCCUGAUCAGAAUGCACUGUCAGUUAAUUUCUAAACAUCUUUAACAUGGGAAUUAAAUGGGUUAAUUGUUUUUAUUUUUAUUUUGCUUUUGCUGUGUAGUUUUUUUAAACAGAGUGUGAAUAAAAAAAUAUAGUGUGUGCAAUAAA
This is a messenger RNA of Cynoglossus semilaevis (tongue sole), 976 nucleotides long. It is a transcript of the gene nccrp1, whose product is annotated as P1, F-box associated domain containing. Bases 67 to 762 code for a protein of 231 amino acids. Gene Ontology annotation, cellular component: SCF ubiquitin ligase complex; cytoplasm. Gene Ontology annotation, molecular function: ubiquitin protein ligase activity. Lineage: Eukaryota; Metazoa; Chordata; Actinopteri; Pleuronectiformes; Cynoglossidae. Gene Ontology annotation, biological process: SCF-dependent proteasomal ubiquitin-dependent protein catabolic process; ERAD pathway; glycoprotein catabolic process. The transcript is spliced from 6 exons. The record is from RefSeq and is a predicted model, not a curated record.